GUGAAGGCCUUUAGCGCGGGAGAUGCCUCGUGUGGUCGGUCUAUCCUUGUUACUCGCUCGGGUCGCCCCGAAGAUUAAUCCUAACCUAACCUAUUUUAACCUACGUACAAAAUUGGAGUUAUAAACAUGUCAUCACAUCGCGAUAGUGAUAACAACAGUAUGAACAACUUGUUGGACGAGAAGAGCGUCGAUCUGGAAAAUUGUAGAAAAUUGGUCAAGUCGUACAUCGAUUUGCACCUGUACAGUGCCGCCUUGUUUUGGGCUGACAAAGUGGUAUCGUUGAGCAACGAGGAUCCAAAAGAUGUGUGCACUCUGGCGCAGUGCAUGUACCUCAUGAAACAGUAUCAUCGUGCUGCGCAUCUUAUAAAGAGAUACGGAUUGGAGAAGAGUGAUUUAAUGUGCCAUUACUUAACCGUGAGGUGUCUGCUGGAAGCGAAGGAGUACAGCGACGCGCUUAAAGUUAUCGACGAAUCUGAAUUAUACACCAACAUAACGCAAGGUGGUGUCAGCUUCGCCGAUCGUACGGACAUUUUCCAGGAUGCUCUCAAAAAUGUUCAGAGUUCAAUAGUAUAUGUGAAAGGCAGAGUGUACGAAGCUAUGGACAACAGAGUGGUGGCGACGGAGUGCUACAAGCAAGCCUUACAGUGCGAUGUUUACUCGUACGAGGCGUUCGAAGCCUUGGUGCAAAAUCAGAUGCUCUCAGCUUCCGAAGAACGGGAACUGUUGGAAUCCUUACCAUUCGCGGAACAGUGUACGAAGGGCGAAGCGGAACUCCUGCGACUGUUGUACGAUAGUAAACUGAAGAAAUAUCAAGAGCCGAACACAAAGCAGUCGUUAAUUACGUGCAACGUAAUGGGAGUUUCCGUCACACACAGAUUGUCGGACAAUUUGGACAUGGAGGUCGCGAAAGCCGAGAGAUUGUAUUACAAUUGUGACUAUCAUCAAUGUUUCUCGCUUACGGGAAAAAUCUUGAAAAAAGAUCCAUACCACAAUUCCUGUCUUCCGGUGCACAUUGCCUGUUUGGUUGAGCUUAAGAAGACUAACACUCUGUUUUAUCUGGCGCAUAAAUUGGUUGAUUUGUACCCGGAAAUGGCCUUGGCAUGGUUUGCAGUUGGAUGCUAUUAUUACACCAUAGGCAAAAGCGACCAAGCAAGGAGAUACCUGGCAAAGGCCACCGCACUGGACAGACUGUUUGGUCCUGCUUGGUUGGCAUACGGGCAUUCCUUCGCGGUUGAAAAUGAACACGAUCAGGCCAUGGCCGCUUAUUUUAAAGCGUCGCAACUGAUGAAGGGCUGCCAUCUUCCGCUUUUAUACAUCGGAUUAGAAUGCGGCUUGACGAACAAUCUAAAACUGGCGGACAAGUUCUUUCAACAAGCACAAGGAAUAGCGCCGAACGAUCCGUUCGUAAUACACGAAAUGGGCGUUAUAUGCUUUUACAAUUUAGAUUACAAAAAUGCAGAACGAUUAUUUAAGGAAGCUAUGAAAAGCAUUCAAGGCGACAUAAGGAACGUGAUUCUGCCCAGUAAGUGGGAGGCGCUACUGAAUAAUCUGGGCCACACUUGUAGAAAAAUGAAAAAGUACGACGAGGCGCUGGAAUAUCAUCAACAGGCGCUAGUCCUAGAUCCCCUGAACCCGUCGACUUACUCGUCGAUCGGAUUCAUUCACGCGCUAAUGGGCAAUAUCCAAGAGGCGGUGGAUGCUUUCCACAGAGCGCUCGGCCUUAGGAGAGACGAUACAUUUACCGCGACUAUGUUGGGUUACGUCAUGGAGCAGCUGAUUGAUGAGGCGCCCCCGUAUCCUGACGCGCCUACGGAGAUACCGAAAUACAAAUCCGAGGAGAACGAAAACAGACCGUAUUCAUCUGUCUUAUCUGAGGACAAUGAAGCUAAACUGUCCGUGGAAAACCCCAGUAAUGUGGGCAGCAGCAGCAGCACGAGUGGUCAAAAUAUCGAUAAAUUAAGAGUAAAUCUGUUCUCUGGAAGCUGGGGCGAGAAUUCCGGUAAAGGGGAAGCCAGCACGCCCGUUAAACUGGAGCAACAAACGUUGGUCGUUAAUUACUCGAACGGCGAUAGCUCCGAAGUUGAAAUGUUAGAUUCCUCGACCGCGCACAUAGAGUAUAAUUAAAUCCGCAAACUUCUUUUUGUCGCAAUAAAAAGUAAUAGUGAUUUUUUUUUUCAUAUUAAAUAGAACGGUAGAGCUUCAUUUAAGAUACAUUCAAUCUCAGAGACAUUCAGUGUAGCAGAAUGAUUGUAAAUAGCGUGUAUAUACUUUCCUUUUUAUAUAUACUCUAAUUUUGAUACGCCUUAUAAAGUCACGGAUUUCUCGCGACAAGAUACUACGUUGGUAUUGUAUCAGUCUAUAAUAAAUUUGUUAGCUUGAAAAAUAAAAAGUAUGUGAAGACGA
Wasmannia auropunctata (little fire ant) is the source of this 2403-nucleotide messenger RNA. It is a transcript of the gene Cdc16, whose product is annotated as cell division cycle protein 16 homolog. The transcript has 10 exons. Bases 127 to 2124 code for a protein of 665 amino acids. Gene Ontology annotation, molecular function: protein binding. Gene Ontology annotation, biological process: cell division. Lineage: Eukaryota; Metazoa; Arthropoda; Insecta; Hymenoptera; Formicidae. The record is from RefSeq and is a predicted model, not a curated record.